AUGUCUUUCGCUAGACAAUCAUUUGCAUCGGCACGGCAGGCGCUGCGCUACCAGCAGCCCCGCCGGUUUGCCUCGCACGCAGCUCAUGCCGAGCCCGUCAAUGAGAGCUUCGGCCGCAGUUUCUAUGUGACCUUUGGUACCUUUGCCGCUGCCUACGCUCUCUAUCGUGUGAGCCAGUCCACUGAGCAGUCCGGGUCACAGUCGUGGAUCUCCAGCCUCAUCGAGAAGUGGACUCCCUCGGAGAGAGUGUUUGAAGAGAGAAACGCUGUUCAUACUGUGCUCAUGGAGAAGGCCGCUCACGACCGCCACCUGUUCCUGUCCCAGGGCCCCAGAGCCACUUUUGAGCUGAAGCAGCCUGAGGUCAGCUUCAACACCUCCCCUCCUUACAAUGUCCCUGCCGGUUCUUCCGUGGACAUGAGCGCUGUCGUUGCGCACUACGAGCGGGAACACCAGCAGAUGGAAGAGGCUCGUGUCGCACGGAUGAAGGACGGCAAGGUUGUGUCUCUAUAUGACUAG
Molecule: messenger RNA, 516 nt
Organism: Aspergillus clavatus NRRL 1
Lineage: Eukaryota; Fungi; Ascomycota; Eurotiomycetes; Eurotiales; Aspergillaceae
Product: putative NADH-ubiquinone oxidoreductase 178 kDa subunit
Exons: 3
Coding region: 1-516 (171 amino acids)
Cellular component (GO): mitochondrion
Source: RefSeq, a predicted model, not a curated record